This is a messenger RNA of Triticum aestivum (bread wheat), 1710 nucleotides long. RefSeq names its product SEC12-like protein 1. The transcript has 10 exons. Bases 300 to 1415 code for a protein of 371 amino acids. The record is from RefSeq and is a predicted model, not a curated record. NCBI's taxonomy places the organism in Eukaryota, Viridiplantae, Streptophyta, Magnoliopsida, Poales, Poaceae. Gene Ontology annotation, biological process: endoplasmic reticulum to Golgi vesicle-mediated transport. Gene Ontology annotation, cellular component: endoplasmic reticulum membrane. Gene Ontology annotation, molecular function: guanyl-nucleotide exchange factor activity; protein binding.
CAGUCACCAGCCGAAAUGGGCGCCGGCGCCGGCGGGACAGCAAGGAUACCAGCUUCGAUCAGGGCGGAGGUUGCAAAGCGCUGACAUCAGGGCGGGCGCGCUGCCGCCUGAGAAUAUCCCGGCUUCUGUCCCCAGACGAAACGAUUCCCUUCCGUCGCGCUCUCCGCCCGCCAGCCCGCGCCAGGCUCCAACGCGCACCGCGGCGGCACUACGGCAAAGCUAAUACUACUACAAGCGCCAAUUAGGAGCAGGCAGAGCUGGAGAGAACCGAAGCUCUCGGCAGCUGUUGGCUGGUUCCGAUGGCGAGCGACGGCGACGAGGCUCCCGCGGGGGUGGCCGGGAAGGUGACCUGCGCGGCGUGGAUACGGCGCCCGGGCGGCGGGCCGGCCGUGUCCAGCAGCCGCAGCCUCCUCGUGGUGUACGGCCGCGGCGCCACCGCCUCGUCCCCGCCGCUCCUCGACCUCCUCGCCUUCGACACCAGGCCGUGCGAGCUCGCCUCCGAACCCCUGCUGAGGGUCGUGAUGGGCGAAAAGGGAGCCGACGCGGACACGCCGCGCGCCAUCGCCGUGCACCCCGCCGGCGACGAGUUCGUCUGCGCCACCGCCAAAGGCUGCAGGCUGUUCAAGCUGGUCUAUGAUGACUUUUGUAUCAACCUUAUUUCAAGUGAUUCGCCGCCCCUCCAAUCAGUUGGGCCUCAGCGAUGUUUGGCAUUCAGUACUGAUGGUACUAAGUUUGCUAUUGGCGGCGAGAAUGGACAUCUCAGAAUAUUUCACUGGCCAAAUCUCAGCGUGCUUCUGGAUGAACCUAAAGCUCAUAAAUCCUUCCGGGACAUGGACAUCAGCUUGGAUUCAGCGUUUUUAGUAUCAACUUCAACUGAUGGUUCUGCAAGAAUAUGGAAGAUUGAUGAGGGAGCUCCACUCGUAAAUUUGACUAGAUCUUUGGAUGAGAGGAUUGAGUGUUGCCGCUUUUCUAGGGAUGGAAAGAAACCUUUUCUGUUUUGCACACUUGUAAAAGGAAAUGAUAUCGUGACUAUGGUUUUGAACAUAAGUAACUGGAAGAGAAUUGGAUACAAAAGACUCCUGCGAAAGCCCAUUUCCACACUUUCAGUUAGCUUGGAUGGGAAGUAUCUCGCACUAGGAAGCCGUGAUGGAGACUGUUGUGUUGCCGAUGUACAGAAGAUGCAAGUUUCUCACUUGAUGAAGAAGGUCCAUCUUGGCUCCCCAAUUUCCUCCAUUGAAUUUUGCCCUACUGAAAGGAUUGUGAUAUCCACCUCGCACCAAUGGGGAGCAGAGAUUACGAAGCUCAACGUCCCUGCUGACUGGAGAGUUUGGCAAAUUUGGCUGGUAUUCUUGAGCCUCUUCGUGACAUCGGCAAUACUGUUCUACACGUUCUUCAAGCACACAAACCUGGUGUAACCCCAUAGGGUGCACAUUUCAGAGUAACGAUCCUCUAGUGUCUGAAUUCUGAUGAUCAGAGUCCAUGCCUAAUAUCAACAAUGUUCCUUAUCCUCUGUUUUUGUUGACACAAUGCCUCGUCCUCAUGAGCCCUUUCAUUGUAUGACCAAAUGGUUUUGUGUCUGAAAUGAUCAUUGUUUUGUGGUAUCGAACCCUAAGCAGGCACAUUUUUGUACACCAAGUGUUGAAUUCUGUACAUCGUAUACCAUGUGCCUCCUGUGCUGUAAUCUUUGUGACUUCAUUUCCACACAAAAAG